AUGAUAUUCCCAUUCGCUUACUUCAUGGUGAAUGACUUUGACCCGAAUGAUGUUCGACACGUCGGCCUCCGAGAUGGUUUAAUCACAUCCGCAUUCUUUAUUCCUCAGAUGAUUACCACAAUCCCAUAUGGAAUCGCAUCUGAUCGAUACGGCCGCCGUCCUUUGCUUCUUACUGGCUUACUAGGGAGUGCCGCAUUUCUGUGCCCAUUUGGAUUAUAUAAGCCCUUUCCAUGGGCGCUUAUCACCCGCGCAUUGUGCGGAUUUUGCAAUGGGAACGCGGCAAGCACGCGAACUGUCGCGGGAGAGACUGUAUAUCAAGCCAACCUCAACCAAGGAAGAGUCUUCGCCAUCUUCGAGUUCACCCAGGCCGUGGGCUAUGUUGGGGGACGGACGCAUGAUCGGAGGUUAUCUAGCUAG
Aspergillus tanneri is the source of this 417-nucleotide messenger RNA. RefSeq lists its product as uncharacterized. Bases 1 to 417 code for a protein of 138 amino acids. Gene Ontology annotation, biological process: transmembrane transport. Gene Ontology annotation, molecular function: transmembrane transporter activity. The transcript has 3 exons. Lineage: Eukaryota; Fungi; Ascomycota; Eurotiomycetes; Eurotiales; Aspergillaceae. The record is from RefSeq and is a predicted model, not a curated record.